Molecule: messenger RNA, 4573 nt
Organism: Myxocyprinus asiaticus (Chinese sucker)
Lineage: Eukaryota; Metazoa; Chordata; Actinopteri; Cypriniformes; Catostomidae
Gene: vamp2
Product: vesicle-associated membrane protein 2
Exons: 5
Coding region: 253-591 (112 amino acids)
Biological process (GO): vesicle-mediated transport; SNARE complex assembly; vesicle fusion
Cellular component (GO): SNARE complex; plasma membrane
Molecular function (GO): syntaxin-1 binding; SNAP receptor activity
Source: RefSeq, a predicted model, not a curated record
UAUGUGUACAUAGUGACCGAAGCGAGUAGCAGUAGAGCGCCCUUAUUAUAAAGGGAAUAAUAGCGAGGCGCGGCACACAUCCCACACCGGUGGAAAACAUUAUACAUAAAAUCCCUUUAAAAAACGCUGCGAAUACCGCAUCACUGGAAUAACCUGGAGAGUGCAUUAUUUAUCCCGGAGAGGGAGAGAAACGCCUGAAGCAGCGCGUCCGUCCAUACACUUCUUGUAGACGCACACAAAUCCCAGUUCAUAAUGUCUGCCCCAGGUCCUGCCGGUGCCCCUGCCCCAGAGGGAGGUAACCAGGCUCCCCCCAACCUUACCAGCAAUCGUCGCUUACAGCAGACACAGGCUCAGGUGGAUGAGGUGGUGGACAUUAUGCGUGUGAACGUAGACAAGGUUCUGGAGAGGGACCAGAAGCUGUCAGAACUGGAUGAUCGGGCUGAUGCCCUGCAGGCUGGAGCCUCACAGUUCGAGACCAGCGCCGCCAAGCUCAAGAAUAAAUACUGGUGGAAGAACGCCAAGAUGAUGAUUAUCUUGGGAGUGAUAUGCGCGAUUGUCCUCAUUAUUAUCAUUGUGUACUUCAGCACCUAAAUUGCCAUGUUCCUACCCCAGUCUGAGCUCAUGAACGCCCGAAUCCAAGCCACAGAGAAAACACUCCCAAAAAAGAUGAGAAAAAUGACUUCUCACAACAAUCUAUUUAUUUGCCCUCAAAGAGUCUAAAUCUGCCCCUUCCUCGAGCCCGCUUGCCCCCCUUCUCCACUGCCUCACAGCUCGGCCCCUGUCACUCCUCGUUCGUCCUGUCAGUGAGUGUGUGGCCAUGUCUCCUCUGUAAAUACCUCCGGCUUUUCUUAAAUACUGUUCAUAUUCCAAACUCCUGAUGACUUGUGACAACAACAACAGAAAAAAGAUCCCAACCCAUGCAACUACUUAGAAUAUGAUAAGAUAAAAUAAGAUAUAAUAAUAGAUAUAUAUUCAAAAUGUUCUUUGUAGAGUUUUAUUCUGAUAUAAUGGUUUUUGUAGUUUGUGUGUGAGUGUGCAUUUGUAUAUUUUUUUACGUUUUUGUAAGACUUAUUUUGCUUCAGGUUGAAACUACUGCCUCUUAAUCUGGGUGUUUGUAUCGUGCACGCUCUAUUUCACUCUUUUGAUGUAUUUCUCAGUCUUGCUUACUGAGUAUUGGUGUAUUUUUGCACAAGCGACUGACUCCCUUAACUGAGGUACUAAAUCAAUAGUUCCUCAUUUUUCCCUUGUCACAUUCACUCUAUCUCCGACCUACUUCUUUCUUUCUUUCUUUCUUCUAUUGGUGAACUGCCACAACAGAUUUGGACCAAUGACUGUAGAUGUUUAUCUUAAUUUGAUAUCUGUAGUGUCUUAUCUCUUAAAACAUUCCUUAAAAGCAGCGUAGAACUAUGCUGUCUACAAAACACACAGUGUAUAGUAAGCGUAUUUAUCUUAAAGAAUUACAAGUAAGUAUUAAACAACCUUAAAUAUACAAGGCAUAACUGUCAAACUCGUUUUGACUCAGAUGGCAAAGUAAUUAAUCGCACAAAAAUCACUUGAGUUAUAAACAGUCCAUUGCACUGUAUGUUAAGUUAAGUGAAGAGAGACGUUUAAAAGUGCUCAGUGCUUGUCUAACCCAAACUUCACUAUAAUUCUGCUGGUAAAGAUUUUCAAGGCCAGAGAAUCUCCAUACAGAGGGGAAAUAUUAUCAUGCACAAAAAGCUUGUUUCUGAUGGCACUUUUUAACUAGUUAGACUGCAGGUGCGACUGGGAGAGAACCAUGCGCUGUGUGACCUUCUCACACCAUAUCAGCCUGUUAAAAAUACUGCCAAACUAAUACAUUACCCGCAUAUGAGUUCAUCCGUCUGAAAGCACAUUGGUUUCUCUAACUACUUUAUAACGUGAGCUAGUUAGAACAGCUCUGGUUCUCUCUCUUUUAUCUAGAUACUGCCUUUUGAGUUUUUAUUUGUUCUUUCUUUAUAGAUUAUAUUUGUAUAUUAUAUUUUUGUGUGAGAAGCAGGCAGAAAAGGGACCAGAUCUUUCAGGGCUUGAUGUGUGCAACAAGCGCCUUUGUGUCUCUCGCUAUUAUCCACCUCUCUGUGUCAUGCUUGUCGAGUUCAGCUGUAAUUUACACACUGCCAAGCACCUGAGGGGACACUUUUCCUUUCCCUUUUUUUUUUUUUUUUUGUUGUUUUUUUUUGUUCACCGUGCCCUUCCUGUUUUGCUCUCGUGCAUAUAUAAGCCUCCAUCAACUUCCGCUCAAUGUGUCGAUAAAAAGAGAGCCUUGUGCAUCUGCACGUGAUCGCACCCCCUCACAUUUCCUUGUUAGCGCCAUUAGGUUUUCUCUUUUCAAACUGUAACUCUGCUGCCUCCAGCUUCCCGACGCUAUUAUUACAGUAGAAUUUGUGUGUGUGGACUUUAUUUAGGAGAUCUGGUGUGUCAUGCUUUAUCCUGACAGAUUAGGCUGCUUAGACUUCUGCAGGUAAAGGAAGGCUGAUCCCAUGGUAACUUGUGGGGAAAGGGAUCAGAUUAGCUGAUUAAUUGUGACAGGAGGCAGAGCCAUUGUUUUGAGGGGGUGGGUCUAGAGUAACAAUUCCACUGGUGUGUAUUCCAUCAGUAUGAUCUGUAGGAAAAAGCUUGCGUGGACUACUAUGAUUUCGAUAUCUUCGUAAAGAUAAGCAGCCUGCUUAUUUAAUUCUUUCAUUUUGAUAUCCAUCAGCGUUUUUUCUUCUUUAAAGCCUUACUACUUUUCAUUUGUUUCCAUCCGAGCAUCCUGUUCAUGAAGAGCUUCUUUAAAUUGAAAAUGACCAAAGACCAUAUUAUAUCUUGCAUAUACUGCCAACUGCCAUCAAAAACAGGUUAAGGAACUAAACAUUUCCACUUGUUCUCUGGGUUUUCAAAAGCUCACUUCCAGCAAAAGAAAUAAACGGAAGGGAAAAAUCUCUUCAUUUUCAAGUUUACGUUAAUUUUACUUGAAUAUUUAGUAUUAAUUAAAAUUGGCAAUCAUUGCUUACAGGAAAAGAAAUGUAAAACCAUAAUCCCCCGAUAUCCAAACCAACAAUGAUAGCACAACUCCUCCUUUAGGUAUCUAAAAUGCUGAGUAUGAAACAUGAAACUUAACAUUUCUUUGUAGCUGCUGAAAGAAAGACAUUUUUUUUAUUUAUUGUUUUGUGUUGUAGUGUGGGGUUCACCUGGGGAAGGGGGUCCUGUUUUUUUUUUUGUUGUUUUUUUUGUUUUUUUACAUUUAGUAACAUAAACAGUCCAGAAUUAGAACUUUAUGCUGAUGAUAUCAAAAUAGAGAAACUUUUAAGGCAAGACUAUACAUAGAUAAAUAUUAGGCAAAUGUAAGAAUUCUUCUCCCAGGGGUUGUCAAUAUUUUUAAGGGAUGGAACUAAUUCAAGAACAUGCAUUGGGGUAGGACUCAAACAUGACAAAUGAAUCAAAGCGUUUGUGAAUGCAUUCUAAUAGGGGACUAAUAAAAACAAUGUAUGUGCUUUUCUUUUCUGUAUGAGUGUAUGAUGCCAUUUUCUCCUUGUCUUGGCACUUAUGUUUUGUUCAAAAAUGUGUGGCUUGAGAGCAAUGUCACCCUGUUAAAGAUAUUGCGCCUUCUUUAUUGGAGGGAACCAACGAAGACGCAGGACUUUACCAGACUGGCUCAAAAGCCACAGUGAUUUCUUUAUGACACACGUCAUACAGUUGUUUAGACUUCAGUUUUUUUAACUUUAUUUUGAGCAGGAAUUAGUUAUGGCUUCACAGUGGUGCUCUGUGGCACAGAUUCAUUGUGCUUAGUCAGAAGAGGGUGAUUUAUUUCCUAUAAUUUUAGUUUAAAGAUAAGAAUGGCGACUUAAGAUAUUAAUACUGGAAACUGAACCCUGCCUUAUUAAAGGUUAGAGUUUUUUUUUUUUUUUUCAGAAAGCUUGUACAGAGUGUGACUGAGUAAACAACUUGGUUAAAUGGAAAACUAUGGGGUUGUGAUUCAUUGAUUUGUUGAGGGUUUUUUGGAACUGAAUAGAGAAUGCAUACAAGCAUUGCAGUGCAGGUCAACUAGAAAUGCAUUGAACCGAGAGCCAAGUUGCUGUAUUGAUAUAACAAUUUGUAUUUAAUUUAUUUAUUUAUUUGAUUUAUGAAAGUUUGUUUGGGAAGGAAAGGUUUAAGAUUAGUAAUACCCCUGGUCGUCUGGCCUCUUUGGAGGGACUAGGCUUGAGGAUCAUGGGCAAUGUGAUCUUUACAAUCUGAUUUUAUGUUUAUUUUUAUGUAUUGUGUCAUAAGUUAUAGUGUAUUGUAUAUUAAACAGAACUAAGUACAUUGUAACAGGGAACCAUUUGGCGACUGGACAUACAUAAAAUAAAUUGUAGAGUAAAUCUUUCAAUGUCUAUUAUAUGGAUGAACAUCUUGAGAAAAUGUAUAUAUAUAUAUAUAUAUAUAUAUACACACAUAUAUAUAUAUUGCACACAAAAAAAAAAGAAGAAAAAAAAGACAGUUAUGAUGACCUGUGUUUAUUGUUCCGAGUUAGAAAUGAAAAUGUGUGUGUGUUUGAAAACAAUGACAACAUAAAAAAUAAAUAUAUAAUAAAACA